Molecule: messenger RNA, 786 nt
Organism: Ipomoea nil (Japanese morning glory)
Lineage: Eukaryota; Viridiplantae; Streptophyta; Magnoliopsida; Solanales; Convolvulaceae
Exons: 1
Coding region: 1-786 (261 amino acids)
Source: RefSeq, a predicted model, not a curated record
AUGACGGACCUACUCAAUCGUGCCGGGAUGCUUGACUGUAAGCCGCUUACCACACCUGCCGCUGUCACGUCACUAGUGUCUUCUGCAACAACUCCGUAUGAGAACCCCACUCAGUACAUGCGCAUUGUUGGGGCUCUACAGUAUUUGACGAUCACAAGGCCAGACUUGUCCUAUUUCGUGAAUCGCUUAUGUCAGUUUAUGCAUGCGCCUACAGAUGAUCACUGGGGUUUAGCUAAACGAGUGUUGCGCUAUAUAAAGGGUACUAUCAGCUACGACUUGCGUAUUGCUCCUUCCAUAUCCACGAUUAUUCAGGCAUUCUCAGACUCAGACUGGGCAGGAUGUCCGAUCGACAGGAAGAGCACAAGCGGAUAUGCUGUCUUUCUCGGCACCAACCUGAUUUCAUGGCUAUCCAGAAAACAGCGAACAGUAGCACGGUCGUCCACAGAAGCAGAAUAUAAAGCUCUAGCCGAUGUCUCCGCAGAAGUCACGUGGGUUGUCUCUUUACUCCGAGAGUUAGGUCUGCACUCCUCUCACCCGGCCACUCUCUGGUGUGACAACCUUGGAGCAACUUAUCUAUGUGCAAAUCCCGUGUUUCAUGCCUGGACGAAGCACAUCGAGAUUGAUUACCAUUUUGUUCGAGAUAAGGUUGCCUCAGGAGACUUCGUGGUCAACUUUGUGUCGACCAAAAACCAGCUGGUAGACAUCUUCACCAAACCGCUCACAGGGCCCAGGUUCACGCUCCUUCGAGACAAGCUCAAUGUUGUUUCGCACCAAUCUUGUGCUUGA